AUGUCAGCGCAGUCGCCUCCCGAGCCGCCGGCCCGGGUUGCGUCUCCGCCGCGCUCCUACCCAGUCCUCACGCUGCCCGCCGAGAUAACCGGGCACAUCUUCCACCACUACCUCCCGGAAUACCCCGCGGCGCCUCCCCCCGCGGGCCGCGGCUCCCCGACGCUGCUGAGCCACGUGUGCCGCGCCUGGCGGGCCCUCGCGCUGUCGACGUGCGCUCUGUGGCGCGCGAUACCGCUGCCGAGAGACCGGAAGGCGGGGUGGAUGCCCGCGUGGCUGGCGCGCUCCGAUCUCGUGUGGGACUUCGUCUGGGUGGACGUCAUGCGCGAGCACGCGCGCCUGGACGUCCUGAGCUGCGCGGUCGGCGGGUUCCAGCUCGAAGACGGGCCCGCGUGGCCGGUGCUCCGGCACCUCGAGCUGCGCAUCGUUGCGGACAGUCCCGAAGACAUGGCCGCGUCCCCGAGUAUCGACGCCUCAUCUCCUCGUAUCAAUGCGCCACUCCUGAGCUCAGCUAUCCUCUGGAGCUUCCGGUACUCACCGCGGCUCCUUCCAUGGCACCAAUUGAUGUUCAUCGCCUUGAUCGGCCAGGACCCACAUCGAUGCACGCAGGUCAUUCAGCAAACCCCCAAUCUCGUUUAUUGUGAACUGUCAUCGAGCCUUUCAGUGUCCGAUGUUGCGCAACCCGAUAUCAGCCUGCCGCACCUACAGCGGCUCAUCUUGACCGUCUAUGGCGCGGUGUCAUCUGGUGGCGCGCCGUCCGUCAAUUACCUCCACUCUUUCGUUGUCCCGGCUCUGCGACGCUUGACAGUGGACGAAGCCCUCCUCCGAGUCGGCUCCGGCAGCCGAGCCGGUCAAAUCAACGCCCUCGUCGACAAAUCGGGAUGCACGCUCGAUGAGCUGUGCAUCAUCGACCGCCGGGAAGACGGUGCAUCACUGGAACUUGAAGACGGCCCUUGGUCCGAAUCUAUCCGGCACGUCUCGCUGGAUCUGGACCGCACGACUCACAACUGGAACCACGCGAACAAGGCUGGCGGUGAGAUCGCGGACGUGGCACGGAGGGCUAUUUAUGGCCACCUGAGGCUAUCAUGA
Molecule: messenger RNA, 1086 nt
Organism: Mycena indigotica
Lineage: Eukaryota; Fungi; Basidiomycota; Agaricomycetes; Agaricales; Mycenaceae
Product: F-box domain-containing protein
Exons: 1
Coding region: 1-1086 (361 amino acids)
Source: RefSeq, a predicted model, not a curated record